Clunio marinus is the source of this 1343-nucleotide messenger RNA. NCBI's taxonomy places the organism in Eukaryota, Metazoa, Arthropoda, Insecta, Diptera, Chironomidae. The record is from the annotation of a GenBank genome assembly.
AAUUUAAAAAUUUAUUUUCUAUUUAUUAAGCAUCUUCAUUGAUAUGAACGUAUAAUAAAAUACUACUUCGAAAAGCGUUAUUUUUCUAAACAAAAAUGAGUUAUAUAUUUGUCAGAUCAAACAAAGAACAGGAUAUCAUAGAUCAAUCUAAUAUGUUCUGGACUAAAGUGGAACAUAUAUUUGGAAAGAUUCCCGAAAUGAUUCGUCUAAUUCUAGAGUUUAAUGGAUUCGACACACAUUUAGCCCUGAAAGGCAUUCGCUGGACUGAUAAGAAAUAUUUUUUUGAAGCUUUGGAAGAGUCAAUUAACUCAAUUGAAGAACAUGAUGACAACAAGGAAGACGCUUCAAAUGAUUUGAAGACAAAAAUCAUUAAUGAGCUUUCUCUUAAUAAUCAGACAACUCGAAACUUUAAGCUAAAGUUGGGACACAAGAAUCUUAUUAUCAAUUUAUGUCAUGAGCUACAAAAUAUAAAUUCGGAAGAUUUUAACAAUUUUCCGAGUAUUCACUCACCACAAAAAAGAAAAUAUUCUGAAUUGAUUGUACGGAAACCGGAGGAACAUGGAUAUUCAAGUGUGAAUGAGAGUUCAAAGAAAAUCAAGAGUGAACGUGAUCCAUUUGAGCCUGUUGAGUAUGUUUAUGAAGAUCAAGAUUAUAACGAAGAUGAUGAGGAGACAGGCAAUCAGUUUAUUGAAUCAGAAUAUCUUGAACAGGAAGUAGAAUUGUAUCAGGAGGAAAACGAUAUUGGUGACUAUCAAGAAGUUCAAGUUGAAGAAAUUGAGGCAGAUGAAAAUGCUCUAUAUGCAACCGAUGAUGAUAUAAAAGCUCACCAACUUGAUCAAGGAAAUUGUUUUGAAAUCUCCGGAUAUGAUUCGUCAUCAUCUCAAAAUCCCAUAGAACAAUUUAUUGCAAGUUGUAAAACACAAAAACCUAAACACAUGUACACAGAAGAGUUUUUGAAAAGUCAAAAAACUCAAGGAAAAAUAGGAACACCUGGAAGAAGACGACCGAAAAUUCCUAAAAACUAUCCAGCUACUGAUGAAGGAAUGCUUGAGAGAUGGACUGAUCUAGUGAGACAAAGUUGUGAAGUUAUUGUUCCUCAAGGUCUUCUACUUUCACUUGAUUUACAUCACAUUGACAUUGUAAAAGUUCUCGAUAAUAUUUGGGAAGUUAGAUGUCCACUUUGCACAAAAAAGCUUCGUCUACAACAGACAUUUGAAGGAAAAUAUGUUAACUACAAACGUAGCAACUUCGAACGUCAUCUAAGAAUUGUUCACUAUAAUCAAAUUCAGCAGGUCAAACCCCACCUAAAAGAUGACGAACAGUAUGAGGAUGCAGUAAACUAA